AUGGUAUGUGCCCCGUUUUUGGUGAUGCAGUUGUACGGUGUUGGCGGACAAUUCGCUGUAAUGGGCUUAUGCAACACCUUUGUACACGCCGUCAUGUAUUACUACUACUUCAUCUCGGCCAUGUAUCCGGGUGACAGGAACCACGUGUGGUGGAAGAAGUACAUCACCAGACUGCAGAUACUUUUUGAAUCUGGUGCCAUUAUGGUCAUGUUUGGUAAAUUCUACUAUAAGGCAUACAUUAAGCCCCAAAAUGUAAAACAACAAUAA
Molecule: messenger RNA, 267 nt
Organism: Drosophila grimshawi
Lineage: Eukaryota; Metazoa; Arthropoda; Insecta; Diptera; Drosophilidae
Product: elongation of very long chain fatty acids protein AAEL008004
Exons: 2
Coding region: 1-267 (88 amino acids)
Cellular component (GO): membrane
Molecular function (GO): fatty acid elongase activity
Source: RefSeq, a predicted model, not a curated record